This is a messenger RNA of Rhagoletis zephyria (snowberry fruit fly), 1038 nucleotides long. Its product is annotated as ATP synthase subunit beta, mitochondrial-like. Gene Ontology annotation, biological process: proton motive force-driven mitochondrial ATP synthesis. The record is from RefSeq and is a predicted model, not a curated record. Gene Ontology annotation, molecular function: ATP hydrolysis activity; proton-transporting ATP synthase activity, rotational mechanism; ATP binding. Lineage: Eukaryota; Metazoa; Arthropoda; Insecta; Diptera; Tephritidae. Gene Ontology annotation, cellular component: proton-transporting ATP synthase complex.
AUCAAGGUUAUUGAUCUCUUGGCGCCAUAUGUAAAGGGAGGGAAAAUCGGUUUGUUCGGAGGUGCUGGUGUAGGGAAGACAGUACUCAUCAUGGAGUUAAUCAACAACGUCGCUAAGAAACAUGGAGGGUAUUCCGUUUUUGUAGGCGCUGGUGAGCGUACUCGAGAAGGUAACGACCUAUACAUGGAAAUGAUUGAGUCCAAGGUGAUUUCAAUAGAGGAUGACAGUUCAAAAGUGGCUCUGGUAUAUGGACAAAUGAAUGAACCACCCGGAGCACGAUCGCGUGUCGUAUUAACUGGCCUUACCUUAGCCGAAUAUUUCCGCGACAUGGAUGGCCAAGACGUGCUGCUAUUUAUUGAUAAUAUUUACCGUUUUACUCAGGCGGGUGCUGAAGUUUCUGCUUUACUGGGACGCAUACCGUCCGCUGUUGGGUAUCAACCAACCUUGGGUACAGACAUGGGUUCCAUGCAAGAACGUAUUACUAGUACGAAGAACGGGUCUAUUACUUCCGUACAAGCCGUGUAUGUGCCAGCUGAUGAUCUCACUGAUCCAGCACCCGCUGCUACCUUUGCACACUUGGAUGCCACUACAGUAUUGUCACGAGCUAUUGCCGAGUUAGGAAUUUACCCUGCAGUGGAUCCUCUAGAUUCCUCUUCACGGAUAAUGGAUCCAUCCAUAGUAGGCGAUGAUCACUAUAAUGUAGCUAGAGGAGUACAAAAGACACUACAAUCAUAUAAAUCCCUACAGGAUAUCAUUGCCAUUCUUGGAAUGGAUGAACUCUCUGAAGAUGAUAAGUUAACUGUAGCUCGGGCACGCAAAAUUCAACGUUUUCUAUCACAACCAUUCCAAGUCGCAGAAGUUUUUACGGGACAUUCAGGGAAAAUGGUAUCCAUUGCAAAAACUGUAGAAGGUUUCAAACGCCUUCUCGAUGGAGAGUUGGAUGAAUUGCCGGAAAUUGCCUUUUAUAUGGUCGGGGAUAUAAAUGAUGCUAUCGAAAAAGCCAAAAACUUGGCAAUGACAAUGUCCAUGGAAAAAUAA